AUGGGAUCUAAAGAGGACAUUGUGGCCUCUUUUAUCGAAUCGGCGCCACCUGGAGAGCUCUCCAACGUUGUCAACGACAUCAAGGCACUUGCCAGCGGUCAGCCGAAUCUCCUCCAGUCGCUCGAGCCGGCAUUCAAGAGCUACAAUGAAGAGCAAUACACCACAGUCAAGCUACCCGGUAGUAGCGAAGCAACGGUCAUCAGCCAGUACAAUUCGCUAGGAAAUGGCCGCUACUACGACACGGCGAGCCAAACGUCGUUUGAGGUCGACCAUGCCUCGCAGACGGCCUCGAAAACGCAACAGCAUCCUCUCGAAUCUCAGCAUGCCGACCUUGUCCGCUCUCUAUUGAAAUCCUUCUCCACCGCUGCAGCCGAGCAUUUCCCCUCCUACUCUAUUGGCAUCUAUCCGACCGAGUCGGAUUCCGCUAUUGCUCUAGUCCUUGUGGCCAAUAAAUACAGUCCGCAGAACUUUUGGAACGGGCGGUGGCGCAGCACAUACCUCCUCGAUCCCGCCUCAAAUUCUUUGAGCGGGAACGUCAAGGCAGAUGUGCACUACUAUGAGGAUGGCAACGUUCGCAUGUCGACCAGCAAGAAGCUGGAGCUGGGCGUCUCAGGUGGUGGAAGUGCAGAGGGUAUCAUGAAAGCCAUUGGGCAGGCAGAGAACAAGUUUCAGGAGGAGUUGAACCGGGCUUUUGUGAACCUGGCAGAGGGAAGCUUCAAGUCUUUGAGACGGCAACUUCCCGUCACGAGACAGAAGGUCGAUUGGGACAAGGUUGGGYAGUACCGGAUUGGCCAGGACGUGGGUGGUGCACGGAGAUGA
Messenger RNA from Ramularia collo-cygni, 819 nucleotides. Its product is annotated as probable F-actin-capping protein subunit alpha. The transcript is spliced from 6 exons. Lineage: Eukaryota; Fungi; Ascomycota; Dothideomycetes; Mycosphaerellales; Mycosphaerellaceae. The record is from RefSeq and is a predicted model, not a curated record. Gene Ontology annotation, cellular component: F-actin capping protein complex; actin cortical patch. Gene Ontology annotation, biological process: barbed-end actin filament capping; actin cytoskeleton organization. Bases 1 to 819 code for a protein of 272 amino acids. Gene Ontology annotation, molecular function: actin filament binding.